Messenger RNA from Hevea brasiliensis (rubber tree), 2370 nucleotides. RefSeq names its product calmodulin-binding protein 60 A. Gene Ontology annotation, biological process: regulation of salicylic acid biosynthetic process. Bases 445 to 2037 code for a protein of 530 amino acids. The transcript is spliced from 7 exons. NCBI's taxonomy places the organism in Eukaryota, Viridiplantae, Streptophyta, Magnoliopsida, Malpighiales, Euphorbiaceae. The record is from RefSeq and is a predicted model, not a curated record. Gene Ontology annotation, cellular component: nucleus. Gene Ontology annotation, molecular function: DNA-binding transcription factor activity; calmodulin binding; sequence-specific DNA binding.
AAACAUACAUAUAUAUGUGCAUGUACGACACACCCACAUCCACACGAAAGCUGAGGCACCACAUCAGAUUUCUUUUUUUUUUUUUUUUGGUGUUCAAAUCAUUCAUGAACAAUUAUUGCUUUGAUAUAAAUAUCUGUUUUCCUCUUCCUGCACAUAGAUAAUAUUAUUCCCUUCCUCUCUUAAUUCUUCGUGCUGUGUGCCGCAUGUUGGUCUCUUUGUCUGUUUCUGUUGUUGGUUUCUUUGAUGAUCGCUGCUUCUUGUUAUUGCCUAUACCAGCAACAGAUAGUGUUCUUGUUGCUCCUUUUUUUGGGGCUGGGAUUUGGUUUUCUUUUGGGUUGUCAUAAUGUCGCAGAAGAGGCACCCUGAGGAGCCCAAGUCUCAUUCGGAAGGGCAUAGUCCGGAAGAGAAGAGGAGGAGGUUUAAUUUGAAGAAGAGGUGAUUAAGAUGCAAUCUGUCCAGCAUUUUUUGGAACCUAUUCUGGAGCCAUUGAUUCGUAGGGUGGUCAAAGAAGAAGUUGAAUUAGCUCUUAAAAAACAUUUGGCUAGCAUUAAAAGAAAUAGUGGGAAAGAAAAAGAUUCUCCUGAAUCCAGAAGCUUAAAACUGCAGUUCUCAAACAAACUCUCUCUUCCAGUGUUCACUGGAGCUCGAAUUGAAGGAGAAGAAUGUUCUUCUAUACAAGUAGCUUUGAUUGAUAUUCUUACUGGGAAAAUAGUUAACUCUGGGCCUCAAGCUUCUGCCAAGGUGGAAAUUAUUGUUCUUGAAGGUGAUUUUGAUGGUGAUGAGGGUGACAGUUGGACACAUGAUGAGUUUAAGAGUAACAUUGUCAGAGAGAGAGAAGGAAAGAAACCCCUUCUUACAGGAGAUGUGUUUCUGAAUCUAAGUGAAGGCAUUGGUAUAGCGGGUGAACUUUCAUUUACAGAUAAUUCAAGCUGGACUAGAAGCCGUAGGUUCAGGCUUGGGGCAAGAGUUGUGGAUAAUUUUGAUGGAACUAAUAUAAGGGAGGCAAAGACAGAAUCUUUCAUUGUCAGGGAUCACCGUGGAGAAUUGUACAAGAAGCACCAUCCUCCAUCUCUUUUUGAUGAAGUAUGGAGAUUAGAAAAGAUUGGAAAAGAUGGGGCUUUCCACAAGCGAUUGAGUAGGGAAAAUAUCAACAAUGUGAAGGAUUUCCUGACUCAGCUCUUCAUGGACCCUCAAAGGCUUCGUCAUGUUCUUGGCGCAGGAAUGUCUGCUAAGAUGUGGGAAGUAACUGUAGAACAUGCACGGACUUGUGUCCUUGAUAAGAGAAUGUACUUGUAUUACUCUUCUGGUUCUCAACAGAAAAGUGGUGUGGUCUUCAAUGUUGUGGGACAAGUUAUGGGACUAAUUUCAGAUUGCCAGUAUGUUCCUGUAGAUAAGCUGUCUGAAACUGAGAAGGUUGAUGCUCAAAAUUUGGUAAUUGCUGCAUUUGAACACCCAGAGGAGGUUAUCUCCUUUGAUGAUGAAGCGUCUCUUGUGGAUGGCUCUUCACACUUGUUCAACAUUCCUUACCCCUCAAGUUCACCCAGGACAGAGAAUUCUAAUGGAAGCAAGCUUUUGGCUUCUUCACACAAGAUGAGCGGAUUUGAUUAUGCACAACCAAAUGCUUCUUCUCCUGAUACCAUUUCAUCUAUCUAUUCUGUGGGGGGUGUGAGCAGCUUGGAUGAUUAUGCCUUGUGCAGUAUUGAAAAUAUGGGUCUUAGAUAUGAUCAGACAUUGAGUUUCCCAGGCCAAGUCUCCAACCCUCUCAUAUGUGAGACUGAUGCCGUGACUCAAGCUUUCUGUAAUGAGGAUCAUCUGCGGUUUUUUGAUACAGAUCUUCAGUCUCAGAACCUUAGUUUUGAAGCAUCAGCUGACUUGCAAAGUGCUCUGGAUGGCUUCUUGUUGACGCGUUCGACAGCUGUUGCAGUGGAUAAGGCUCAGAGGAGAUGGACAAAGAUCUCUAGUGUGUUGAAAUGGUUCUCUAUUAGGAAACAUGUGGCUUUAAAAAAGACUUGUGUUCGAGAAAUUCAUAGAUAUUAGUGGAAUAUGCACAAAUUAUAAUGACAGUGGCGAAUAUAGUAUUAGAAAGUGCUGCCCGAGUAAAAUUUUGUGCAGUUUUGGAUACAGUUCGGGGUCAAAAGUUGUAGAUACAUCUGAUCUAUAUAUAUUUUGGUUCAGCCGUGGAGAUUAGGAAAUCUUUUCUUUUGACAUUAAACUGUAUAUAUGUAGAUGCAAUGCAUUGCUUAAGUUGAAGCCUGAAUACAAGAGUUAACAGCCGCGAAAAAAACACUUGUGCUUGAAAUUCUGUACCUUUCAUGUUGUAUUAUUGUAUUUGUGCAUUUGUUCAAUAAAAGAAAUUGAAUCUUUUAUAAA